AUGGAUCGCGGUCUAGACGAAAUCAUUGCCGAGACUCGCUCCAGCGGACCCCGUGGUGGUCGGCGUGGCGGCGGCGGCGGUGGUCGCCAUCGCGAGCGUCACGAAGGUCCCCGAGACGGCAUCAGAAAGUCCUACCGUGACGAGUCUAGAAAUCUCGACAGCGAAUGGGUGCACGACCGAUACGAUGACAACAGCAGCAACAGUAAAGACGCCCGACAUCAACUUUUUCCUUAUCCUCAGCGCCAUGACUUACCCUCCUCUGACAAUGCCAAGGGAACGAAGAUCCGCGUCGAAAACAUUCACUACGACCUAGGUCAAGAAGACAUUGAUGAACUCUUCCGCCGAAUCGGUCCCGUAUCCAAGAUCCAGCUUCGCUAUGAUCGAGCCGGCCGCUCGGAAGGAACUGCCUACGUGACCUAUGAGUCCAAGGAAGAUGCAUUGGACGCCAUCAGGCAGUUUGACGGGGCCAAUGCCAACGGUAUACACACACAUACCUUUCCUCUCUUUGCAAAACACCCUAUAACUGACCGCACACCCCCAGGCCAACCUAUCCGCCUGACCCUCGUCUCCGGCCGCUCUCGCAACCCCUUUGACACGGCCGUUAUGCCCGGCCGCCCCUUGUCCGAGAGGAUCUCGGCCCCCGGAAACGGCAGUCGUGCGCGCUCCUACUCUCCCCCCGGGGUCAGGUAUACUCAGGAGGAGGCCGUCCGCAAGGGUAUCGACAGGUACAUACCCGGCCAAGGCGGCGGUCGGUCGAGGACCCCCCCUCCCUCUAGGAAGAGGGGUGGCGCCGGUAGUGGUGGCGUCGGCGGCGGUGCUGGACGCCGUCCCGGUGCUAGGAGGGAGAGGACCGAACAGGACAGCAACGGCGGUGGCCGCCGAGGUGGAAACGGGAACAACCCCCGCCCCAAGAAGACCCAGGAGGAACUCGACGCCGAAAUGGAGGACUACUUUGCCGGUGAUGGCGAUGCUGCUGCCGCUGCCCCCCAGAAACAGGCUCCGGCUGACACUUCCGCUCCCGCUGCUGCCCCUCCUGCUGGCGACGAUGUCGACAUGAUUGAGUAG
Geosmithia morbida is the source of this 1065-nucleotide messenger RNA. RefSeq names its product THO complex subunit 4. The transcript has 6 exons. Bases 1 to 1065 code for a protein of 354 amino acids. The record is from RefSeq and is a predicted model, not a curated record. NCBI's taxonomy places the organism in Eukaryota, Fungi, Ascomycota, Sordariomycetes, Hypocreales, Bionectriaceae. Gene Ontology annotation, molecular function: mRNA binding. Gene Ontology annotation, cellular component: nucleus. Gene Ontology annotation, biological process: mRNA export from nucleus.